This is a messenger RNA of Strongyloides ratti, 804 nucleotides long. Its product is annotated as Calcineurin-like phosphoesterase domain, apaH type and Serine/threonine-specific protein phosphatase/bis(5-nucleosyl)-tetraphosphatase domain-containing protein. The coding region runs from base 1 to 804 and encodes 267 amino acids. Gene Ontology annotation, cellular component: nucleus; cytoplasm. The record is from RefSeq and is a predicted model, not a curated record. NCBI's taxonomy places the organism in Eukaryota, Metazoa, Nematoda, Chromadorea, Rhabditida, Strongyloididae. The transcript has 4 exons. Gene Ontology annotation, molecular function: protein serine/threonine phosphatase activity.
AUGUCGUUACGUCAAAAGACCGGUAAUAAGAAGUCGAAAAAUACUAAAAACAGUACCAGAUUUUCUAUGAUGGGUAUUGCUAAGAUGCUUAAUGGUUACAUUAGUAGAUUGGUAGAUUUAUGGACACCUGGUAGAUCAACAUUUUUAUUUAAUGAGGCAGAAGUUGUAGAGUUAUGCUUAAGAGCUCGUGAAGCUUUUUGGGCUUCUCCAAUAGUAGCAAAAAUUGAACCACCUUGUCAUGUUUUUGGUGAUAUACAUGGACAAUUUGAAGAUUUACUUGCAGAGUUACAUCAUAUUGGGUACCCUCCAAAAGUGAAAUUAGUUUUUCUUGGUGAUUAUGUAGAUAGGGGACCUUUUUCAAUUGAAUGUGCUAUGUUACUUUUUGCUUUGAAGGUCCGGUAUCCUAAUGAAGUUGUUUUGGUUAGAGGGAAUCAUGAAUCUAGACCAGUAACUAUGCAUUAUGGAUUUUUUAUUGAAUGUGAAAGAAGGUAUUCUAAAAAAGUUUAUGAUGCUUUUAUAGAUGCAUUUUGUGCUAUGCCAAUAUGUGUAUUAAUUGGAAAUACAAUUCUUGGAAUGCAUGGUGGUAUAUCUGAUGAGAUAUCUUCUCUUCGACAACUUGAAUUGAUGCGACGCCCUUAUGAAAUACCAAUUUUUGGAGUUGCUUCACAUUUUACUUGGUCUGAUCCUGACUCAGAAUCUGCUGGAUUUGAUGAAUCACCUAGAGGUGCUGGUCUUCUUUUUAAUGAAAAAGCUUUAACAGAUUUCUUAAAUAUACAUAAUUUACAAUUAAUUAUAGAAAAUUAG